Messenger RNA from Balearica regulorum gibbericeps (East African grey crowned-crane), 2034 nucleotides. NCBI's taxonomy places the organism in Eukaryota, Metazoa, Chordata, Aves, Gruiformes, Gruidae. The record is from RefSeq and is a predicted model, not a curated record.
CCUACCCGUGAUGAUUCCACCAUCUGCAACAACCCCUGUCAGCGAUGCUGCGCUCUUGCCGAGCGUGGCUUCUCAGGAAAUCUGGCGGUCACAAGUUCCAGGCUAUUCUGGAUCGGUCGCGCGGCACAUAAGUCAUCGGGCCAACAACUUCAAGAGACAUCCGAAAAGAAGAAAACACAUCCGCCCUUCGCCGCCGCCACCGCCGAAUACUCCGUGUCCUAUUGAUUUGAUUGACUUUGGGGAUCUCCAGCCUCAGAGGUCUUUCCUAGAACUCCUGUUUAAUGGAUGUGUUCUCUUUGGGCUGGAGUUCAGCUAUGCCAUGGAAACAGCCUACGUUACCCCUGUGCUGCUUCAGAUGGGCCUUCCGGACCAACUGUAUGGAAUGGUGUGGUUCAUCAGCCCUAUAUUAGGGUUCUUGUUACAGCCUUUGCUGGGGGCCUGGAGUGACAGAUGCACAUCAAGAUUUGGGAGGAGAAGACCUUUCAUUCUGGUCUUGGCAAUAGGAGCGUUGCUUGGGCUCUCGCUUAUGCUGAAUGGCAAAGAUAUAGGGAGCGCCUUGUCUGAUACUGCGAAUAACCACAAAUGGGGGAUCGUUCUUACGGUCUGUGGUGUUGUCCUCAUGGACUUCAGCGCAGAUUCAGCAGACAAUCCCAGUCAUGCCUACAUGAUGGAUGUCUGCAGCCCAGUGGAUCAAGACAGGGGCCUCAACAUCCACGCUUUGUUAGCAGGUCUUGGAGGUGGCUUUGGUUAUGUUGUUGGAGGAAUACACUGGGAUAAAACCAGUUUUGGAAAAGCCGUGGGAGGGCAACUUCGCGUCAUCUAUGUCUUCACCUCAGUUAUACUGACUGUCGCUACUGUGCUGACUCUAAUUAGCAUUCCAGAAAGACCCUUAAGGUCCUUUAGUGGGAAGAAAAAGGUGAUGAAGAGUCCAAGUCUUCCUCUCCCUCCUUCUCCACCUCUCUUCUUUGAGGAGGGCAUAAAUGAAGACUUUGCCUCUCAUAACUCAGCUCACUUUUACGCAAGUUUUACGAGUCCCAUGUCCCCCCUCAGCCCGCUCACGCCCAAAUACGGCAGCUUUGUCAGCAGAGACAAUUCCUUGACAGGAAUUAAUGAGUUUGCAUCAUCAUUUGGGACUUCAAAUAUUGACAGUGUGCUUAUAGACUGUUUUACAGGCGGGCACAAUAGUUACUUGGGACUUCCAGCUAGUUUGCCCAGGCAGCCUGUCAGCGUCAGCUUUCCCCAGGUGCCUGAUGGCCGUUAUCAAGGAGAAAACGGAGUUCCGGAGCAAGAGGAGAGCAGCGUUGUGCCAGGGCCUGAUGGCGAGAUGCUAAGGGUGGGCUCGCUGGAUGCGAUAAAGCCACGGUCGUCGGGGAUCCUGAAAAGACCUCAGACCUUGGCCAUUCCGGAUGUCGUAACAGGACAGUGUCCAGAAAAUAGCAGAAGAAGAAACGUAACCUUCAGCCAACAGGUUGCUAAUAUCUUGCUGAACGGCGUUAAGUAUGAGAGUGAGCUGAAUGGAUCAGGCGAGACUUCUGAGCAACCGCUCUCCGUGAAACUUCUUUGUUCGACCGUCUGCCAGAUGCCCAAGGCUCUUCGUAACCUCUGCAUCAACCACUUCUUAGGAUGGCUUUCGUUUGAGGGGAUGUUACUCUUCUAUACCGACUUCAUGGGAGAAGUAGUGUUUCAAGGGAAUCCGAAAGCGCCUCACAACUCAGAUGAGUAUCAGAAGUACAACGCUGGGGUCACCAUGGGCUGCUGGGGAAUGUGCAUCUAUGCAUUCAGUGCUGCUUUCUAUUCAGGGCUGGCCACGCUCUCCAGAAAUGUCUACGUGAUCCUGUCGCUGUGCGCUACCUACGGCAUCCUCUUUGCCACGCUCUGCACGCUGCCCUACUCUCUGCUCUGCGACUACUACCAGAGCCAUGAGUUCGUAGGCUCACAGGCGGAGGGCACGCGUCGUGGGAUGGGCGUUGACAUCUCCCUGCUGAGUUGCCAGUACUUCCUGGCACAGAUCCUCGUGGCCCUGGCCACGGGGCC